Vicia faba (fava bean) is the source of this 360-nucleotide messenger RNA. Lineage: Eukaryota; Viridiplantae; Streptophyta; Magnoliopsida; Fabales; Fabaceae. The record is from the annotation of a GenBank genome assembly.
AUGUUUGUCCAUGCGGUGGCGCGGCCGUUAAUGGCGAAGAUAAAGCAAACAACAGGGAUCGUAGGACUAGACGUUGUUCCAAACACGAGGGAGGUGUUGAUUGGACUCUACAGUAAAACACUGAACGAAAUCCAGAAGGUUGAGGAACUCAUUGAAGAGACUCAGGAUGAACUCAAACUCAUUGGACAUAUGAUUGAAUGGGAUCCUUGGGGCAUCCCUGAUGAUCACGAAAUUGAGAUGGUUGAAAACGAUGCACCAAUUCCGAAGCAUGUUCCUCAACACCGACCUCCUCCUCUCCCUAAGGAAUUUCAAGAAACGUUAGAGGCACUAAUGUCUCAACCAGGGAAGACAGAAAGCUAG